This is a messenger RNA of Miscanthus lutarioriparius, 345 nucleotides long. NCBI's taxonomy places the organism in Eukaryota, Viridiplantae, Streptophyta, Magnoliopsida, Poales, Poaceae. The record is from the annotation of a GenBank genome assembly.
AUGGAGCCCGCGCUGCGCGAGCUGUGGGCGGAAUCCCGGGACUUGCUGGGCCUCCCUUCCUCUUCUCUGGACGCCGCCGCCUCCUCCGCCGCCGUGCCGCGCAUCGACCUGCCCCGACGCCGCUCGCGUUCCUCCGCGACCACGUCUCCCAGGGCCGCCUGCUCCUCGUCUCCGCCGCGGUCACCCGCCACUGGCCCGCCGCCUCCUACCUCCCGCCGCCUCCUCCCAAUCAGUAAUUUAUCAGGGGGGUGUGCUAGUUUUGCUUCCAGCAGGGCUUUAAUGAUGCAAGCAGUUUACAUGGCUCUGCUAUGCAAUAUUAUGAAUCACAUAAUUAACCUCAGAUAG